Molecule: messenger RNA, 3180 nt
Organism: Sesamum indicum (sesame)
Lineage: Eukaryota; Viridiplantae; Streptophyta; Magnoliopsida; Lamiales; Pedaliaceae
Biological process (GO): protein adenylylation
Cellular component (GO): chloroplast thylakoid
Molecular function (GO): AMPylase activity
Source: RefSeq, a predicted model, not a curated record
AACAAGUAGAUAGUAAUUAAAAUCGAAGGAAAAAUGCUUUCCCAGAUUUCGGCAUCACUCUCUCACCCCUCUUCUCUCACCGCCACCACCGCCUUCUCCUUCCGCUCUUCGCUCAGACCCAAAUUGCGUUCCUUCUCCUUCAAUUUGCAGGACCGCCGCUUCUCCACCGUCGUUUGUAUAGAUGGAAGUUCUUCUCCCGCCGCAGCUUCCGCGGUCUCUGUUUCCGAAGAUUUGAAUGAUCAAACUUUGAGAAAUAACGACGGGAAUAAUUAUGGUUAUGGUGUUGGUGAUAAUGCUAAGAAUAUUGAUAGUAGUAAUCAAAAUAAUGUUAAGUUGAAGCUGGAAGAACUGAAGUGGGACCACUCGUUUGUUCGUGAGCUGCCGGGUGAUCCUAGGACCGAUUUAGUUCCGCGGCAGGUUUUUCGUUCUUGUUAUACAAAAGUUUCUCCUUCAGCUGAGGUCGAUAAUCCUCAACUUGUUGCAUGGUCAGAUUCGGUUGCGGAGUUACUUGACUUGGAUCCUAAAGAAUUCGAAAGGCCUGAUUUUCCACUGAUAUUCUCUGGGGCAUCACCUUUAGUUGGAGCGAUGCCUUAUGCUCAAUGCUAUGGGGGACAUCAGUUUGGGAUGUGGGCUGGUCAGUUGGGUGAUGGCCGGGCAAUUACACUAGGAGAAGUUCUUAAUUCCAAGUCACAGAGGUUGGAACUGCAACUUAAGGGUGCUGGGAGGACACCGUACAGUCGGUUUGCUGAUGGUCUUGCAGUCUUACGUAGUAGUAUCCGAGAGUUCCUCUGCAGCGAGGCAAUACACAGUCUAGGGAUCCCAACAACGCGUGCGUUGUGUUUAGUGAAAACUGGAAAAUUUGUUACUCGAGACAUGUUUUAUGAUGGCAAUCCAAAGGAUGAGCCCGGUGCAAUUGUUUGCAGGGUCGCCCAAUCCUUUCUUCGCUUUGGUUCAUACCAGUUACAUGCUUCAAGAGGGAAGGAUGAUAUUGGUCUUGUUCGCACUUUGGCUGAUUAUGCCAUUAGGCAUCACUUCCCCCAUUUAGAGAACCUCAGCAAAAGUUACAGCUUAUCUUUCAGUACUGGCGAAGGAGAUGAUUCAGUUGUAGAUUUAACUUCAAACAAGUACGCAGCUUGGGCGGUGGAAGUCGCGGAGCAUACGGCUUCCUUAAUUGCAAACUGGCAGGGUGUUGGCUUUACCCAUGGAGUGCUGAACACAGAUAACAUGAGUGUGUUGGGACUCACCAUUGAUUAUGGCCCUUUUGGUUUCUUGGACGCUUUUGAUCCCAGUUACACUCCAAAUACUACUGAUCUUCCAGGCAGAAGGUACUGCUUUGCAAAUCAACCCGAUAUUGGUUUAUGGAACAUUGCGCAGUUCGCCACAACUAUUUCUGCUGCCCAGUUAAUAAAUGACAAGGAGGCAAACUAUGCCAUGGAGAGAUACGGGACAAAGUUUAUGGAUGAGUAUCAAGCUAUAAUGACCAAAAAAAUCGGUCUGCCGAAGUACAAUAAGCAGUUGAUCAGUGAACUACUUAAAAACAUGGCUGUUGAUAAAGUAGACUACACCAAUUUCUUUCGGUUGCUUUCAAAUAUCAAAGCUGAUCCAACCAUUCCAGAAGAUGAGCUAUUGAUUCCUCUGAAGGCUGUUCUGUUGGAUAUCGGCAAGGAGCGCAAAGAUGCAUGGACUAGCUGGGUGAAAUCCUACACACAAGAGCUUUCUGCCAGCGGCAUCUCUGAUGAGGAGAGGAAGACAGCAAUGAAUUCAGUAAAUCCCAAGUACAUCCUUAGAAACUAUUUAUGUCAAAGUGCCAUUGAUGCAGCAGAACAAGGCGAUUUUGAAGGGGUUCGCCGGCUACUAAAGGUUAUGGCUAGGCCGUAUGAUGAGCAACCGGAGAUGGAAAAAUACGCCUGCUUGCCCCCUGCUUGGGCUUCUCGUCCAGGCGUUUGCAUGCUUUCUUGUUCUUCUUGAGUUGAUCAAUAGAGUGAUGCGUAAUAUGUACAUAAAAAGUAUGUAUGCUGAUUUUUGUUUGUAAUGACCUGUAAAUGCUGUAGCUUUCCACGCUUAGAUUUCUUUUUCUCGUCCUUGGGGCUUAGUUCGUGCAGGUUCAUGUGUAUCUUUUUGUUGCAAAUUACUUCCACAGGUUUGGUUGCUAGGUUGAUUUCAACAUUCGACUAUGGCUAGUGGAGAUUUCGUCCUCUGGUCUUAGAGAAUAUUAAGCAAGAGAAGCUCAUUACUUGCAAAAUGGGGUGAGAAUUGCCAGUAUAACAAACAGAAAACCUCUUAUCGACUGUAGAAAAAUUGAUCUUACCUCAACAACUGUAGCCUGAGGGAAAGAUAGAACUAACUAAUCCACUGCAACAUUGUUUUGGAACUCCUCAGAAACACCGGCCAAACUUGACGCUGAAUGCCCAUCUCAGGUAUACAAGACCACACCUCAGGGAUAUGGUUGUUAUGCGACUUCUGAAUGAAUAUGAUCUCCCAAGAUUGUUUACCAUUCAGGAAAUGUGAGUUUCUUGAAGCCGUGAGAUCUGGAAGAAAGGCAUCCUCAAUUACUCUGAGGCGCUUAAGCUGCAGGAGAAGUUGACAUCUGAUAUAAAAAUGCACAAGAUUACUGAUACCCUGCUGUCCCUACAUCAUCCACCCACAUAUACUCUUGGCAAAAGGCAAACUGAUCACAAUGUAUUGGCUCUGAGGCUAACUUAAGGCUAUGGGUGCAGAACUUCACUACACGCAACGCGGAGCUGAUGUCACAUUUCAUGGUCCACACCAGGUGAAACGGGGGUUUGGGUUGGUCAGAGAAAGAUUGUUGCCAUCGGGGUUCGUAUAUCUGCUGGAAUUACGUCCCAUGGGUUGGCAUUUAGUGUCGAUCCUGAUUUGAGCUACUUCAAGCAUAUCGUGCCGUGUGGGAUUUCAGAUAAAGAAGUCGCGUCUUUGCAAAAAGAGGUACCAGAUGCUUCCUCCUGAUGAAGUUAUUCAUGAUCAGUUGAUUACAUGUUUUUUUAAAACAUUUGGCUACACAAAUGUUAUAUGGAAAGAUGGUUCAUUCGUGUCCUCAGAUUGUAGAAACAACUGAUGGAGUUGCACUAUACUAAAACUUUCAUUCUGUAUUUUGUUUGGACAUGCAAUCAACAAAUGUUGUUUGUCUCAUGUCAAUAAUAUAAAAGUGCUAUUCAUGUAGGA